AUGUCGAAAUUUAAAGACGCAGUUGCAAGUAUUAGUAAAGAUGAGGAUCACCACGUAACGCUCCUUGAAGCAAAGAAAAAUUCUUUGUUUAGCAUCAUUCAACAUAUUUAUGAUCUCAGUCUAAAGGUUUCCAAUGAGAAUUAUAAGUUGCAAUUUUUAACUCGCGUUUAUUCGUUAGACAAGCUUCGUUCAGAUUUUAUAGAAACUUUAGAUUCGUUACUGGAGGCUCGCUUAAUUAUAGACAAGACGGCAAUACCGAACUACACGCCGCUUUCGUCAUUCGAUGAGGGAAUAGGAAAAACAGAGAGUACGUCUUAUGGGUACACAACGUUUAAAAUUCACUCACGCUACGACGCCCGCUGUUCGUAUACAAUAACUGCACGAGUCAUAGAUGUCAUAACUGAUUAUUUACCUAAUGUUCGCGUCGAUGUAUCGCAAUUAGAACACUUGCAAUCUUUACCGCUCGCUGAUGAUGAUUUCUACUCACCUGGCCGUGUUGACUGUCUUGUGGGCAAUGAGUUGUUCCCUAUACUGCUUGGUAGUGAUAAAGUGACAUCACCUACUUCAUCAGUUAUUGGUUUAGAGACUACACUCGGUUAUAUAGUCAUGGGAAAGGCUGACUGCGACUCACCUUCUCAGAAUAGUACGCUUUCAAAUAAUGACAAAUUAUUUUUCUGUCAAUCCGACCCGCUUCCGCUUGAUACUCUUACACAACGCUUCUGGGAGUUAGAAAGUGUUCCCUCUAAAACGCAUAUGAGUAAAGACGACGAGAUUUGUGAAAACAAUUUUAAAUCGACUUAUUCUCGAGAUAAUAAAGGUCAAUAUACCGUUCACUUACCAUUUAAAUUACCGCCUUCGAAAUUAGGAAAUUCAUACGCUAUUGCAAAACGUCAGUAUUUACAAUUAGAAAAGAAAUUAGAUUCACAGCCCGAUCUACGUAAAGAUUAUAACUCCACAAUUCAAGAUUAUAUUGAUAAAGGGUAUUUAAGUAUAGUAAAAAAUCCUAUAUACGACUCUGAACAUUAUUAUAUUCCGCACAGAGCUGUUUAUCGCUCUGAUAAACAGCCAUCAAAAACACGCAUAGUCCUCAACACUGGUUGUAAGACCACGUCCGGUUUAUCACUGAACGACAUACUUUAUACAGGUUGUAAUUUACAAACUAAUAUUUUUGAUUUGUUGAUGAAUUUACGCAUGUUUGCUAUUGGUGUAACGGCUGACAUAGAACGAAUGUAUUUCUGUAUUAAACUCACGUUUGAUCAUCAACCAUUUCAACGCAUACUUUUUAGAUUCAAUACAGAAACUAAUAUACAAACUUAUCAAUUUAACAGAGUCUCAUUCGGAGUCUCUAGUUCUCCCUUUCUCGCGAUGAGGGUUGUGAGACAACUGGCUUCAGAUAGUCGCACUGAAUAUCCUCUCGCCGCCCACGAGGCUGAUAAUCACAUGUAUAUGGACGAUUAUGUAUCGUCAUUAGAUGGUCUAGAUGCAGCCGAAAAAACAAAUCAAGAGAUGAUUAAUAUGUUUUCUUCGGGUGGAUUUAAAUUAGUAAAAUGGGUGUCCAACUGUAAGGAAUUUAUGACUAAAGUAGACAAUUAG
Messenger RNA from Achroia grisella, 1593 nucleotides. RefSeq lists its product as uncharacterized. The transcript has 2 exons. NCBI's taxonomy places the organism in Eukaryota, Metazoa, Arthropoda, Insecta, Lepidoptera, Pyralidae. Bases 1 to 1593 code for a protein of 530 amino acids. The record is from RefSeq and is a predicted model, not a curated record.